Messenger RNA from Solea senegalensis (Senegalese sole), 4978 nucleotides. Its product is annotated as ankyrin repeat domain-containing protein 50-like. The transcript has 2 exons. Gene Ontology annotation, molecular function: protein binding. Lineage: Eukaryota; Metazoa; Chordata; Actinopteri; Pleuronectiformes; Soleidae. The record is from RefSeq and is a predicted model, not a curated record. The annotation marks the transcript as partial.
UUUCUUUCAGGUUUCCGCAAAAUCAGCCUCGACGAUCUACGAAAGGCCUACAUUGUCAAGGAUGUGCAGCAGUACAUCCUCCACAGGCUGGAUCAGGAGGAGGCCCUGAGGCAGCAUCUCACCAAAGAGACCGCGGAGAUGCUCAACCAACUUCACAUCAAAAGCAGCGGCUGCUUCCUCUACCUGGAGCGCGUGUUGGACGGAGUGGUGGAAAACUUCAUCAUGCUCCGCGAGAUACGCGACAUCCCCGGCACGCUCAAUGGCCUCUACCUGUGGCUCUGCCAGAGACUAUUUGUCAGAAAACAGUUUGCCAAAGUUCAACCCAUCCUAAACGUAAUCCUGGCAACUUGCAGACCACUCACAGUCAAAGAACUGUACCAUGCAGUCUGGACCAAAAAUAUGACCACGACUAUGGAGGACUUUCAGAAAAAGAUGGACAUUCUCUCCAAGUUGUUAGUCGAUGGUCUUGGGGGCACUAAAAUCCUGUUUCACUACAGUUUUGCAGAGUGGCUACUGGAUGUGAAGCAUUGCACCCAGAAGUACUUGUGCAAUGCGGCAGAAGGACACAGGAUGUUGGCGAUGAGUUACACCUGCAGAGCAAAGCAGCUAAAACCACUCGAGGUGCAAGAGUUUGCACUACACCUGGUCAAUUCCAAUCUGCAGAUAGAGCCGUUCAACCUGGCUCUUUGGAUGGUUUGGAAUGGAACUCCUGCUAAAGACUCUCUCACCACAUCUAUACCAAGAGAGCAGGAAGUCCUUCAGCUUCUGGUCAAAGCUGGAGCGCAUGUUAACAAUGAGGACGAUCACGCCUCAUGUAUUGUCCAGCAGGCCCUGGAAAGGGAGGACUCGAUAAGGACAUUGCUUGACAAUGGGGCAUCAGUGAACCAGUGCGACUCGAGUGGAAGAACUCUGCUGGCCAACGCUGCGUACAGCGGAAACCUCGAUGUGGUCAACUUGCUCAUUUCCAGAGGUGCAAACAUGGAGCUGGAGGACAACCACGGACAAACAGCACUUACUCUUGCUGCGAGGCAGGGCCAUACCAAAGUGGUCAACUGCCUAAUUGGUUGUGAGGCCAACAUCAACCACACGGAUCAUGAUGGAUGGACGGCCCUCCGCUCAGCAGCCUGGGGUGGACAUUCAGAGGUUGUAUCUGCUCUGCUCUACGCCGGUGCCAAAGUGGACUGUACCGAUGCUGAUGGCAGAACCGCUCUGAGAGCUGCAGCUUGGGGAGGUCAUGAAGAUAUCGUGUUGAACCUGCUGCAGCACGGGGCUGAGGUCAACAAAGCAGACAAUGAAGGACGGACAGCUCUCAUUGCUGCAGCUUACAUGGGGCACAGAGAGAUUGUCGAGCACCUCUUAGACCAUGGGGCUGAAGUUAAUCAUGAAGAUGUGGACGGAAGGACUGCCCUCUCAGUCGCUGCUCUCUGUGUGCCUGCAAGUAAAGGUCACGCGUCUGUGGUGAGCCUUCUCAUCGACAGGGGAGCAGAGGUUGACCACUGUGACAAAGACUGCAUGACUCCCCUCCUCGUGGCUGGCUAUGAAGGACACGUCGAUGUAGUUGAUCUGCUUUUGGAAGGCGGAGCCGAUGUGGAUCACACGGACAACAAUGGCCGCACCCCUCUUCUUGCUGCUGCAUCAAUGGGCCACGCCUCAGUUGUCAACACCUUACUCUUCUGGGGUGCUGCUGUUGACAGCAUCGACAGCGAGGGAAGGACUGUGCUGAGCAUCGCAUCUGCUCAGGGUAACGUGGAGGUGGUCAGAACUCUGCUGGACAGAGGUCUGGACGAGAAUCACAGGGAUGACGCAGGCUGGACCCCGCUUCACAUGGCUUCAUUCGAGGGCCAUCGCCAAGUGUGCGAUGCCCUCAUCGAGCAAGGCGCUCGUUGUACAGAGGUAGAUAACGAUGGUAGAAUACCGCUGAUAUUAGCUGCACAAGAGGGACAUUAUGACUGUGUGCAAAUUCUUCUGGAAAACAAGUCAUGCAUUGACCAGAGGGGAUAUGAUGGGAGGAAUGCUCUCAGGGUGGCUGCACUGGAAGGCCACAGGGACAUUGUUGAACUGCUGCUGAGCCACGGAGGGGAUAUCGAUUACAAAGACGCAGAUGGGCGUCCAACACUCUACAUAUUGGCACUUGAAAAUCAGCUGGCCAUGACGGAGUAUUUCCUUGAAAACGGGGCAAAUGUGGAAGCUUCUGACACUGAAGGCAGAACGGGCCUACACGUCUCCUGUUGGCUAGGACAUGUUGAAAUGGUGAGGCUGCUGAUAAACUAUCAUGCUGAUGUGAAUGCCUGCGACAAUGAGAAGCGAUCUGCCCUCCAGUCUGCCGCGUGGCAAGGCCACACGAAAGCCGUACAGUUUCUGAUAGAGAGUGGCACACAUGUUGACCACACAUGCAACCAGGGGGCAACAGCACUAGGCAUAGCCGCACAGGAGGGUCACAUUGACGUUGUGCAAAUACUUCUUGAAAAUGGCGCUGACCCCAACCACGCUGACCAGUUUGGACGCACCGCAAUGAGAGUGGCAGCAAAAGGUGGCCAUUCAAUGAUCAUAAAACUCCUGGAAAAGUAUGGGGCCACAACGCUAAACGGCUGCAGUCCCUCUCCUGUACACACUUUAGAAGAAAAAACACCAUUAGGAGUGACUGGGAAAAUGCAGUCCCUCACCAUUAAAUCAAGUAGUUCUGGCAGCACCGGUGCAGGAGAUCUGCAAUCAUCUGGACGUGGUCUGAACAACGGACCCGUCCAUGCUUUCAGUUCGCCCUCAGAAUCUCCCGAUUCCACUGUAGAUAGGCAAAAGUCCUCCUUGUCAAACAACUCCCUCAAGAGUUCAAAGAACUCGUCCCUGAGAACGACAUCAUCGACGGCCACGGCGCAGACCGUGCCGAUCGACAGUUUUCACGGACUUACGUUCACAGAACAAAUCCAGCAGCACUCACUGCCCCGUAGCCGCAGCAGGCAGUCCAUCGUGUCCCCUUCCUCAACAACCAAGUCCAUUGGUCAGCAGCCAUCGUCUCCGUCCAAUGACUUUGACUGGUCUCAGUUAAAACCUGGUCUCAAAUCAACAAAGGGAAGCAAGAGCGGAAACGGGACAUCAAACAAUAAGAGCUCGGACAAGAAGAAGAACAAGAACAGCGGAUCGACGCAAGGGCAAGUUUUGGAGUAUGAGAUGACACAGUUUGACAAGCGGAUCGCCUUCAACAAAUCAGUAGCCAACAUUUCGGUGAAGGAUCCCCACUGUAAGAUCAUGAUUGGCGGCUCACUUCAGCAGGAGAGGGGACAAGUCCAGGAUCAGUUCUUUAUCCAGCAGCAGAGCUGCGCAGAGAAGAAGAGAAACGGCAUCAUGACCAACCCCAACUAUCAUCUACAGGGUAAUCAGGUUUUCCUGGGUAGGGUAGUUUCUCGGACUGCACAGAACAGAGGCCACGAGGAUGUUCUAGAGAACUAUCCCAUAGGGGAAACCGAGCUAAGCCUUAAACAAGCCCUGAAACUGCAGAUUGAAGGAUCAGACCCUGGGUUUAACUACAAAAAGGAGACUCCGUUAUAGCUGAUGUCUUGAAACGCCAUUCGUCACGCAGACCAUCGGAGGGAUUGUGCCAAAGCAACUGUUUUCACCUGCAUUUCUGUUCUGUUGUUGUUGUUGUUGUUGUUGUUGUUGUUUAUCAGAUUAAAUAUAAUACCUGGGGAAGAUUGUGGAUUUUCUGCCUGAGGCUUAUGUGAACUGAUACUUCGAUGUGCCUACAUCUGUUACAGCCUUCUUCAUUUAUUCAUGCAAACCUAUCAUUUUUAAUUUAAUGUUAAUGCUAUUUAAUAAACAGUGUAUGCACUUUUAAAAAGAUGAAAACGACAGACAUGCAUUUGUUCUAUUUGCGUCGCGUACCAUCCAGCAAAUUGAAACAAACAUCCAACGCUUUUUUUUUUUGUUUUUUUAUUCUUCUAUAUCAUGUUUGUUCUGUCUUUUUUAUUUUAUUUUAUUUUGUCACACUGACAGCAAUGUAACAUUGAGUACAUUGUCACAAACCAGAGGACAUAGCAGUAACUGAUGUCAUGGUAUGAACUUAAGCGCAUUUAUAGUCUGCCUUUUCUAGAGACCCCCGCCACAUCUAAUCUGUGUUAACCUUGAUCAGUGUGCUCAAUCUAUGUUGUGUGUAAUAUAUUGAUAGCAAUGGCAGUUACAAGCAUAUUUAUUUUUGGAAAAAAAAGCCACUUUUGCUGCAUUUUUUUUGUGUUGCAUUAGCUCUAUCAUGGUGCUGUGUUCAGACGUUGCCUGCAGUUAUUUUUGUUUGGACUCUUGGGUUUUUUUGUCCGCUUUGUGCAUCUCUGUAUUAUUACAAAUAUCUUAAGAGAGCGAGAUCCAUUGAAAGUUAAUUUUGUCCCUAUGGGAUUUUUUUUUUAAGUUGUUUAUGUGUGUUUAUGUUUUUGUGAUGCAUAAAAAAAACAAAUAUUUAAAAUAACUCAUUGUGUACCGGUAACAAAAGUUUGGUGCUAUAAACGCAGCAGUUUCAAGUGACCGCAGUGCAUCUGUCUGCGUUUGUCCUGAGUUCCGUGUAUAACCUACUGCAAUGCAAGAGAAACAAAAACCCAAGCUUUUUGUUUUCUUAUUGUCACGUGGUUCCUUUUGAGUGAUUUACUUGUGGAUAUUUCAGGGGCUCGUCACAAAAACCAGGGGGUUCAGCUUGUAGCCGUGAGUGGUUAAGUGUUAGAAAUGCAAAAAUUGUAAUGCCAAAGUUGAAACGGCACACUCUGACCCCCCCUCUCCUCCCCGUGCGGAGCUGAAAAUUAGCUCAACAGGACUUAACCCCCGCGGGAGAAGGAGGGGAGGAGGUGCUCGACUGUGGCACUGAGGGAACCAAACAUCUGUUUCUCAUGAACUCUGUGGAGCUGCGUUAGCGUUUACAGGCUGUGUCAUAUUUUUGCAGGCUUUUCACGCCGUUAACAGUGAGCUAUUUUUCACCGCUAACCGGGAUCAAGGGGGUGGCGGA